CGUGCCCGGAAGUGCUCCUACGGAAGCGGGCGGGGUCGCGCGCAGCUCUUCACCAUGGCGACGGCGGGGGCCCCGCGGCGCUUUUGCCGCUGCGCCUGCUUCUGCUCCGAGAACUUGUACGUGGCGCGCUACGGGCUGCACCUGCGCUUCCGGGGCGAGCAGCAGCUGCGCCAGGACUACGGCCCGAUCCUGCGCAGCCGAGGCUGUGUCAGCCCCGAGGACUUCCAGCAGCUGUUAGGAGAGCUUGAGCAGGAGGUGGAGCGGCGGCGGCAGCUGGGGCAGGAGUCGGCUGCCAGGAAAGCCCUCAUCGCACGCUCCUACCACCCGGUGCGACCCGAGCUCUACAGCGCGCUGCAGGAUGUGGCUCUGGCCCCCGAGUUUCUGGCCGCGGCUGAGUACAGCACAUCGCCAGGUGCAGACCUCAAGGGCCUUCUCCAGCGGCUGGAGACAGUGUCGGAGGAGAAGCGCAUCUACCGGCUGCCGGUGUUCACGGCACCAUUCUGCCAGGCCCUGCUGGAGGAGCUGGAGCACUUCGAGCAGUCGGACAUGCCCAAGGGAAGACCCAACACCAUGAACAACUAUGGGGUGCUGCUACAUGAGCUAGGCCUGGAUGAGCCGCUGGUGACGCCGCUGCGGGAGCGCUUCCUGCAGCCGCUGAUGGCCCUACUGUACCCAGACUGUGGGGGAGGCUGGCUCGACAGCCACCGCGCCUUUGUGGUCAAAUACGCACUGGGCCAGGACCGCGAGCUGGGCUGCCACUACGAUAACGCCGAGCUCACCCUCAACGUGGCCCUGGGCAAGGCCUUCACGGGGGGCGCCCUGUACUUCGGGGGCCUCUUCCAGGUUAGUAUGUGUGGACCGGGGGGCAGGGCCUGGGGCAGCCGGCAGUGCCCAGGCCUGAGCCCCGCUGUCCGCAGGUGCCCUCAGCCCUGGCCAGGCCCCUGGAGGUGGAGCACAUGGUGGGCCAGGGCAUUCUGCACCGGGGCGGCCAGCUGCAUGGGGCCCGGCCUCUGGGCACUGGCGAGCGCUGGAACCUCAUCGUCUGGCUCCGGGCUUCUGCUGUGCGCAACCGCCUCUGCCCCAUGUGCUGCCGCAAGCCUGACCUGGUGGACGACGAGGGCUUCGGCGACGGCUUCACCCGGGAGGAGCCCACCACGGUGGAUGUGUGUGCGCUGACUUGAGCCUGGUCAGGCCCAGUGCAGGGGUGGCACGGCUCGGAGGGCUCUGCCUCCUGGGGCUGGGCAGGCAGAAAUAAACUCCCUGCAUCCCUCUGCACUUCUGGGUUCAAAAGGACAUGCCUGCUUCUGGGUCAUUCUUUAAGCAGACAGGCUGGCUUAGGUCAGCUUUGUUAGAAGCAGAGCCUGCGGUGGGGCUUCCUGUGCAAGUGGUUUAUUGAGGAAAGACCCUCAGGAGAAGAGAGUGAGGGAAGCAGGAUGGGGCAGGAAGGAUCCGGGCCACGGUGUGGUUUC
Molecule: messenger RNA, 1469 nt
Organism: Ceratotherium simum simum (southern white rhinoceros)
Lineage: Eukaryota; Metazoa; Chordata; Mammalia; Perissodactyla; Rhinocerotidae
Gene: OGFOD2
Product: 2-oxoglutarate and iron dependent oxygenase domain containing 2
Molecular function (GO): oxidoreductase activity, acting on paired donors, with incorporation or reduction of molecular oxygen; L-ascorbic acid binding; iron ion binding
Source: RefSeq, a predicted model, not a curated record